GACCUGCUGCUGAGCACCACGGUGCUGCCCUUCUCGGCCACCAUGGAGGUUCUGGGCUUCUGGGCCUUCGGCCGGGCCUUCUGCGACGUGUGGGCAGCCGUAGACGUUCUGUGUUGCACGGCCUCCAUCCUCAGCCUCUGCACCAUCUCGGUGGACCGGUACGUGGGCGUGCGCCACUCUCUCAAGUACCCCUCCAUCAUGACCGAGCGCAAGGCAGCUGCCAUCCUGGCGCUGCUCUGGGUCGUAGCCCUCGUGGUGUCCGUGGGGCCGCUGCUGGGCUGGAAGGAGCCGGUGCCCCCCGAUGAGCGCUUCUGCAGCAUCACCGAGGAGGCAGGCUACGCCGUCUUCUCCUCCGUGUGCUCCUUCUACCUGCCCAUGGCCGUCAUUGUGGUCAUGUACUGCCGCGUGUACGUGGUAGCGCGCAGCACCACGCGCAGCCUCGAAGCGGGCGUCAAGCGGGAGCGGUGCAAGGCCUCCGAGGUGGUGCUGCGCAUCCACUGUCGCGGUGCUGCCUCAGGCGCAGAUGGGGCGCACGGGGGGAUGCGCAGCGCCAAGGGCCACACCUUCCGCAGUUCGCUGUCCGUGCGCCUUCUCAAGUUCUCCCGCGAGAAGAAGGCGGCCAAGACGCUGGCCAUCGUCGUGGGCGUCUUCGUGCUUUGCUGGUUCCCUUUCUUCUUUGUCCUGCCACUCGGCUCCCUGUUCCCGCAGCUGAAGCCCUCAGAGAACGUCUUCAAGGUGAUCUUCUGGCUCGGCUACUUCAACAGCUGCGUGAACCCACUCAUCUACCCCUGCUCCAGCCGCGAGUUCAAGCGUGCCUUCCUGCGCCUCCUGCGCUGCCAGUGCAGGCGUCGCCGGCGCCGCCGCCCCCUCUGGCGCGUCUAUGGCCACCACUGGCGGGCCUCGACUGGAGGCCCGCGCCUCGACUGCGCCCCCGGCCCUGGCGCCGCACCCCCUGGGGCCCCGCUGGCCCUCACCGCACCCUCGGCCCCAAGCCCUCCAGGCACGCCCGAGGUGCAAGCUCCGGUCGCCGGCCGCCGAAAGCCACCUUCCGCCUUCCGCGAGUGGAGGCUGCUGGGGCCGUUCCGGAGACCCACCACCCAGCUGCGUGCCAAGGUCUCCAGCCUGUCGCACAAGAUCCGCGCCGGGGGCGCGCAGCGCUCAGAAGCCGCGUGCACCCUGCGCUCGGAGGUGGAGGCUGUGUCCCUAGGCGUCCCCCACGACGUGGCCGAGGGCGCCACCUGCCAGGCCUACGAACUGGCGGACUACAGCGACCUCCGGGAGACUGAUAUUUAAGGAUCCCCGAGCUAGGCUGGGGUGUGCUGGAGGAGGGGGAUCAAAUGGGGUGAGGAUGAGGACGUGGAAAGGAGGCUGGCUUUGUUCAAGAAGCCAGUGCAGGUCAGGAACUCGAAACUGGCAGCCCCGAGAAACUGAGGCGAGACCGCCCUGGAAGCAUAGAAAGUUAUGGGCCCCCUCUUGGACACAGAUGCCGGGAGCUCCUCCUUUCUGAGGGAGGGGCUGCAGACUACGUGGGGCGGUUUGCUCACAAUCCCUGUUUGAGAAACACUGCCCCAGCCUUUCCCUGGACCCUGGGUAGACAGCCACAAGUAUGGCCGAGGCAGGCCUGCCCCUCCUCUCGGAGAGGAAAGGGCUUAGAGGCCCUGCAUGGCUGCCUCCUUCGGAAAAAGUCAUUGGGACUAGAGCUUCCCAGUGAACCUAAUUUCUCCUUACUGCCAACUGGAGGAACCCAGAGGGCCUGCCACCGCCUCCCAUAAGCUUUGGUGGCGGAUUGGAUGACCCUCCUACAAGCCUGUUGUAUUUACCCUUGGCCCACUCCCCGGUACAGAUGAUCCUCCAUGCACACAGCAUCACCUGGCCCUGCCUUCAUUACGUCCCCCAGGGGCCUUACUGUUUACACUCUGUACAUAGCUCAUUGUGCCUGUGCCCAUCACCUCUUGCUGGGAUCCAGAGCCAUCAAAUGGAGAGAGCUUUAUUUGUCAUUUUGAAACAUAUUUAUUGGUAAGAGUACUUCUAUUUUGUCCAAAUUGUGCAAACUGUCCCUUUUUAGCUUAUAACCCAUA
This is a messenger RNA of Hipposideros armiger (great roundleaf bat), 2078 nucleotides long. It is a transcript of the gene ADRA1D, whose product is annotated as adrenoceptor alpha 1D. Gene Ontology annotation, cellular component: plasma membrane. NCBI's taxonomy places the organism in Eukaryota, Metazoa, Chordata, Mammalia, Chiroptera, Hipposideridae. Gene Ontology annotation, biological process: cell-cell signaling; positive regulation of cytosolic calcium ion concentration; positive regulation of vasoconstriction. The record is from RefSeq and is a predicted model, not a curated record. The transcript has 2 exons. Gene Ontology annotation, molecular function: alpha1-adrenergic receptor activity. The coding region runs from base 43 to 1293 and encodes 416 amino acids.